UGGUGUUUGUUUAUGCUCGCUUGCCGCAGGUAGUCGACAGACUGAGUGUAGUUUGCAACAGUGUGGUGAUAAUUUGGGCUACAUACAGUACAUAGCAAGAUACAUUCUGUUCUGGAGGAGGGGCCGCUCACACCUCACAUCUGUAUGAAGGACAAGGAUAAAAAAGAACCUUGAUAUUUACUCACGCCAUGAAAACGUGGAUAUCCGUGCAGUCUCUCUCGUGCUCCUAAACAAAGCGAGACUAACCAGAUGCGGAUUUCACUUUAUCUACGACUUCGGUUAUAGUGGCAUCACCGGCGGUCGCUCUGUUGCUUAGACUUACACAGUUACAGGGCCUAACGUUACAUUUGGAAAAGCGUCACUGACCUACUUGUUUAGUAAAAUAACUGUUUUUGACUACAACGAGGACGAGCAAGCAUUUUGGGCGGAGAGAUGCACCAUUUGGAGGACUGAGCUGUACCGUCAGCCCGUCGCCCGCUCCUGAGCUUCAACAUGGGAGAAUGAAGCAGGGUCUCGCAGCCAUGAAGACGCUGCCCUGUUGCGUUGAGCACGGAAGAUCUGCACCUGUGGCAUCAUGUUUAGCUUGAGCUCACCAGCAACGAUGCCUGUUCACCCUGGGGAUGAAUGGUUUACUCCACUACUGCUACCCUUCCAGAGGCAUUGGACAUUAACAUCAGUCUCUGCUGCCUCGUUACGGGGCUGCUGAACCUUUCCGAGAGGCCGUCAAUGGAGAACACCUCCAUGGGAUCCAGGUCGCCCCCGGAUCAUGUCACGCCGACAGCGGAGGUCGCGGAGAGCCUGCAAGGCGUCGGCCUACCUCUGCAGGUUUUCUUCUGCUUCGUCAUGGUCGCCAUCCUGCUCUUGGCUCUGUUGGGAAACGUGGUGGUGUGCUUGAUGGUGUACCAGAGAUCCGCCAUGCGCUCAGCAAUCAACAUCCUGUUGGCCAGCCUGGCGUUUGCAGACAUGAUGCUGGCCAUCCUGAACAUGCCCUUCGCUCUGGUUACCAUCAUGACCACCCAGUGGAUUUUUGGAGACGUUUUCUGUCGCGUUUCAGCCAUGCUCUUUUGGUUCUUUGUGAUGGAGGGCGUGGCUAUACUGCUUAUAAUAAGCAUAGACCGGUUUCUUAUUAUUGUCCAGAAGCAAGAUAAGCUGAGCCCACAGAGAGCUAAAGUGCUCAUUGUGGUCACAUGGGGACUGUCUUUCAUUUUCUCUUUCCCCCUGGCUGUUGGUUCCCCUCCCCUACAGAUCCCUCCCAGGGCCCCUCAGUGUGUAUUUGGCUACAGCGUUGAGCCUGGUUACCACACCUAUGUGUUGAUACUAAUGCUAGUUUUCUUCUUCCUACCUUUCAUGGUCAUGCUUUACACAUUUAUGGGGAUCCUAAACACCAUCCGCCACAACGCCAUCCGCAUCCACAGCCACCCAGACAGCAUCUGUCUGAGCCAGGCCAGCAAACUGGGCCUGCUGAGCCUCCAGAGGCCCUUCCAAAUGAACAUAGACAUGAGCUUCAAAACCCGUGCCUUCACCACCAUCCUCAUCCUCUUCUCCGUGUUUACAGUGUGCUGGGCACCCUUCACUGCCUACAGUCUGGUAGCUACCUUCAGUAGUGGCUUCUACCACAAAGACAGCUUUUUUCAAAUCAGCACAUGGGUCCUGUGGUUGUGCUACCUCAAGUCAGCCCUCAACCCACUUAUUUACUACUGGCGGAUCAAGAAGUUCCGUGACGCCUGCCUUGAUCUGAUGCCCAAGUACUUCAAGUUUCUUCCUCAGCUGCCAGGUAACACCAAGAGGCGCAUACAGCCGAGCGCGGUGUAUGUGUGCGGAGAGCAUCGGUCUGUGGUCUGAGGGAAAGAGCUGCCCUCAGACAUGUAAACCUCAAGGCAACUGGACUCACUGUAUGGAAGACAUUUCUGCAGAAAGGUGGCAUCACUAAUUAAACCUAUCAUUUUAAUUUCUCUCAUGUAGGGGAGGUUUAAUAGGUAUUUACUUCCAACUUUGAAGAGGGGGAAACAUUGUUGCUGGACUGAACGUAGCUGCAGCAUCAUGCUUAAUGAAAUGCAUUUAUUUGCUAAGUUACAGUUGGUAGCAUGUCAUUUAGAUUCACUCAGACAGUAGAUGGUACUUGACAUUUAGACUUGAUUCCAGAAGCAAAGUUGGAGCUCGUCAUGUACAUACACUGGAAGUCCAGUUGCCUUUGAGUGUUGAGAUUCUUUGAUUGUAUAUGAAGAAGUACCAACUAAAAGGCUGAGCUGCUUGUUUUGUCUCAAAUAGCAGACCAAACAUGUACAUGUGUCUUUUAUUUAGUAAUUGUAGAUAAACAACCAUACAUCUCUUUUAUAGAUAGUCACCAACAGCCGCUUCAGUAGUAGGGCUUAGUACCAAUACCAGAGUAAUGUUUUUCAAUUAAAACCAACAUUCUCAUAUUCAAUGUUGUCUAACACAAGCGUACAUGAUCUUUGCCUAAAUACAGUCAAAGAUUGGCAAGUCAGCAACUAUCUAGUCAGUCAACUGUCCAAACAUUUGAUGCCAGCGUUUGAUACUUGACAGGUUUUAAUACUUCGUUAUACCAACACUUUGCUUUUGGUACGAAAGGUAUUUGAUUUUGCGCCCCAGCUCGGUGGUCCAGAAUGCAUUGCUGCUGAGAGUACAACCUUGGAUAAACUCGCUGUGUUGCUCUUAUGCUAUCGCUGCAGCUAUGGCUCUUUGUCUACCUACUCAACCAAAAGUACAAACUUCUUCUGUGAGGGUGAUGUAUUAUUGUUGUUCUGGGUAAUAAAAGAAAAACUGAAGGAAAGUGUCUGAAACAUGUCUAUAACCCCUGGAAUGCACUGAAGGGCACAUAUUGUGUGAGAGUAUAAAUCGGUGAAUUCUUCCUUUAAUAUUAAGAAGACUGGCGCUGCUGGGUUUGACUUGACCACUGGAAUCACAAGUCAUGGGGAAAGGACCGUGUGUUUUAGCUGCGUAGAAUGUGUUUGAUGAGGCAUGUAAAUUAAUGGCUUAAAUGAAAAUUGAAUAUGGUGAAGAGGCCAUGACACAUUUGGACGUGUGUAUUUCUAUUUAAAUGUUUUGGAUGUGCCUAUUGAUUAGUCCAUUUGCCAGUCAGAAUGCUGCUAUAUCUGGUGAAAAUGUGCAAUUUCAGUGUACUGUACUGUUGAAUGUAAUAAAGAAAUGGACAUUUCUUACCUUGGUAAACUGUGUUAAGUUGUUUUUUGUCUGUGUAUCUGUUGUCAU
Cottoperca gobio is the source of this 3228-nucleotide messenger RNA. It is a transcript of the gene gpr63, whose product is annotated as G protein-coupled receptor 63. Bases 625 to 1842 code for a protein of 405 amino acids. The transcript is spliced from 2 exons. Gene Ontology annotation, cellular component: membrane. Gene Ontology annotation, biological process: G protein-coupled receptor signaling pathway. Lineage: Eukaryota; Metazoa; Chordata; Actinopteri; Perciformes; Bovichtidae. Gene Ontology annotation, molecular function: G protein-coupled receptor activity. The record is from RefSeq and is a predicted model, not a curated record.